Molecule: messenger RNA, 1764 nt
Organism: Chara braunii
Lineage: Eukaryota; Viridiplantae; Streptophyta; Charophyceae; Charales; Characeae
Source: the annotation of a GenBank genome assembly
GGUCGACGAAGCACUUCCCGCUCAUCCGAUCGGACCGCCAAGCUCGCCUGCAGAGGUCACGACGAAGCAUGUCUAAGCGAGGGAGCGCCCGUGGGAAGAAGCGCGACAGAGUCCCUGACGACAGCCAAGGGCAGGGAAGAGGUCGCCGGCAUGUCCCAAAGGAGAAGAGGGUGCGUUCGGAUGAUGCGUCUGCAAGGGUGCCUCCUCGUGGAGCGCAAGGUUGGGCGGCAGCAGCGGGGGGGGACUACAACGAAGUCUUCACGACGAAGGAAGAGCAGGCAGAGGCGACCACGUCUGCAGUACGAGAGAGCGGUCGGCAGCACUCCUCUGAUCACAGCGCUCCGAAGAGGAUGCUAACCCCUCCACCCGAGGCGCAGCAACUGCGUGCCCACGAAAGGCGACAGAGAAGGCUGCCAUCAUCGAUCUUGGCGGCGAUGAUGACGAGCCCUUGGAAAAACGUCACCUGCGCACUCGUACAACAUCGACCCCACUGCCGGGGCGGUGGUGGCACGCGUUGCGGCACUAUGGCCCCCGUUGCGACAGUGAGAGAGGAGGCAGCAGUUGUGGCGAUGACGAGAGAGGAUGCGCGUGGCGAGAAGAAAACCGAUCGGGAGGGCGGCGAGGCCGGUUCAAGCCGGGUACAUAGGGGAAUGAUGACGAAAGACCUCAUCGAUCGUGUCGUCCUUUGGGUUGAUGACAAAGCUUUCUGGACGACGGGGGAGGGACGAAGACUUUACAACAUCGUCCACGGAAGGAGAGAGUACUUUGUCGCCAUCGCCAGCGGACUUCCACCGCUUGCCGUCCCUCGGAGCGUCUUUCUGCCCAAAUCCAGCACGAGGGUAGUCAGGAUAGCCGACCAAUCACAGCUGCAGCAAGCGAUCUCCCGGGCGGCGGCAGUGGAGAACAUUGCUCUGCGCAUCUUGCACGGCUGGGUAUUCAAGUCGGGGAACUGCCCAAGGGGAUACAAUGUGGCUUUCCAGUACUCGCUGGAGUCCGUAGCGACGGACAUUGAGCGUGCUAUGUGGUACGGCAAGGAGUGGUGCAACGUCGUCAGCCUGGCGGUUUGCGCAUACACGAUAGUUUUGUCCAUGGACUUGCCACUGUCGUUCGCCGGCGCGAACAUCGAGGAUAGACCGGGCGACGACGACAUGGUGGCGCACCAGGAGUCCACCAUAAUCUGCGUCGCGAAUACGUUCCACGCGGCGGUGCAAACGGGUGCACUCAUCGACGGGGAUUUCAUCUCCUACGAUCGUCUUUGUCGGGUGGCUGACUGCUUCAGGCUGUUGUUGGCGGCGUGCAUGUGGAUAAUGAGCAUGGCGGGAGACGAUCCGCGCAGCCACUACGAAGCUUUCUACUUCGCAAGCCUCGUGGCGAAGCCCACACUCGUCGCGGCUAUGCAUCGCUCCUUCAAUCAUCGACAAUCCGUCGUCCGCGCCGCAAAUGUCGUCACUGAGAGGCUCGGGAAGGCGAACGCCACGUUGGGAGAGUACCCCGACUACAUCCCUCAAUGGGCGCCCUACGGCAUUGGUUUCAGGCACGAUGCGAGCACAACGGGGCCAGAGGAUGCGAAGAAGUUAGAUUGGUUGGGUUUGGGCCGCCCCGAUGAUGACAACAACAGGACGAAAAAGAUGAUGCGUAGGGGGCGGCGGGGUGGGCACGGUUGGGGGGGGAUGCUUGUGUGAACGCGGCCGCAUGUACACGUGGCUGGUCGUGAUGGGCUUCGCUGUGGUUGGACCGUUGUGAAGUGCGCACCUGUUUAGAGUG